AUGGUUCUUGUGACGGUCUUGUUUUGGUGUCUGCCGGUAACGGGUGUGGUUUCCACACACGUACUCGUGCUUUUAAACCCGACUACUAGGGAAUUUGUGCAAUUGCCGGAACCUAAUUAUUAUCCAGAAACGAGUAAUGAGGAGUCUUUCGAGAGUACUUGCAGCAGGAAUGGAGUUGGUUAUGAUUCAGUUACGGAUGAUUAUAAGGUUAUCAGCCUUACUUACUUUCAUCAUGAUUUUCAUUAUCAUCAUGAUAUUGAUCAUGAAAAUAGUCGGACAACCACUUGUUAUGUUUAUAGCCUUAGAAGUAAUACUUGGGGGCAGCUCAACAUUGAUAGUCCUUAUUACUUUAAUAAUUCGCCUGCUGUUUAUGUUAAUGGGUUUCUUUAUUGGGUUGCUGAGAAGUCUGAUCAUGAUUCGUGGGCAAUUGUUGCUUUUAGUUUAGCAGACGAGUGUUUUAGUGAAGUCCCAUCACCUGGUUCAUGUAAUGAUAGAGAGAUCAUGCCUAAUCGGAAAUCCAAACUUUUUGUCCUUGAUGGAAUGCUUGCCAUAAUGAUGUAA
Molecule: messenger RNA, 561 nt
Organism: Erigeron canadensis
Lineage: Eukaryota; Viridiplantae; Streptophyta; Magnoliopsida; Asterales; Asteraceae
Product: putative F-box protein At3g16210
Exons: 1
Coding region: 1-561 (186 amino acids)
Source: RefSeq, a predicted model, not a curated record